Messenger RNA from Charadrius vociferus (killdeer), 285 nucleotides. RefSeq names its product chromosome unknown open reading frame, human C9orf24 (gene SPMIP6). Lineage: Eukaryota; Metazoa; Chordata; Aves; Charadriiformes; Charadriidae. Gene Ontology annotation, molecular function: alpha-tubulin binding. The record is from RefSeq and is a predicted model, not a curated record. The coding region runs from base 1 to 285 and encodes 94 amino acids. The transcript is spliced from 3 exons. Gene Ontology annotation, cellular component: perinuclear region of cytoplasm; manchette.
AUGUUCCUCUUCUCCAAAAAACACAAGACUCCCAUCAGCACUUACACCGACUCCUACCGCCCACCAUGCUCUGUCAAAAAGACCAUCUAUGACCAGGGUGCACAGCAGCUCGAGAAAGAAAACAAGUUUGUGACCAAGAAUUAUCCAGUGCUGCAGUUACAGCCUCAGAGCGAUGUUGUGUGGGACACGAGCCACUUCAUGAGGACAGGAGGAGUCCAGCGAGGGAGCUACACCAUCCACCCUGAGUUUACCUCAGAGGCUUAUUCUGCCCUGUGCCACUGGUGA